AUGCCGAAGAACAAGGGAAAGGGAGGCAAAAACCGCCGUCGUGGUAAGAACGACAAUGAGGGCGAGAAGCGCGAGUUAGUCUUUAAGAUGGAGGACCAGGAGUACGCCCAGGUGUUGCGUAUGCUUGGAAACGGCCGCCUGGAAGCCUACUGUUUCGACGGUAACAAGCGUCUUUGCCACAUUAGGGGCAAGAUGCGUAAGAGGGUGUGGGUGAACGCCGGUGACAUUAUCCUGGUGUCCCUCCGCGACUACCAGGACAGCAAGGCUGACGUAAUCGCAAAGUACACUCCCGACGAGGCUCGUUCGCUAAAGGCGUACGGCGAGCUGCCGGAGUCUACGAAGAUCAACGAAACAGACUUGUACGACGAGGAGGGAGACGGUGGAAUUGACUUCCAGGACGUCUCGUCUGAGUCCGAGGAGGAAGACGGCAAGGCCGACGACAAGUUCGACAUUGACGAUCUCUGA
Messenger RNA from Babesia bigemina, 465 nucleotides. RefSeq names its product translation initiation factor eIF-1A, putative. NCBI's taxonomy places the organism in Eukaryota, Apicomplexa, Aconoidasida, Piroplasmida, Babesiidae. Gene Ontology annotation, biological process: translational initiation. The transcript has 4 exons. The record is from RefSeq and is a predicted model, not a curated record. Gene Ontology annotation, molecular function: RNA binding; translation initiation factor activity. Gene Ontology annotation, cellular component: cytoplasm. Bases 1 to 465 code for a protein of 154 amino acids.